CUUGAGUUAAGUCUGAGUCAGUGUGAUCCAAUCUGAAAUGUUGAUUUUGCAUCAGAAAUUAGGAGUCAAAGGUUAUGCGUUCGAGAUUUGUAAAGAAAAGUCUUUCUUGACAUCUGUGUUACUUAUGCAAAAGUCAGUCUAGCCUAACAUGGGAGACUCACAUCUGUAAUGUACAGUGGAUAUAUAACUGGUAAUUCUGCUAUAAGGGUGCUGAAAUGGUCCCUACCAAUAGGGAUCUUUUAUUGGUCCUUGAUCCUUGAUCCUUGAUCGUUCAUUCAAAGGCAGUAGUUGUUUUGAUUAUCGUGAGGUUGAGUGUAUUGGAUUCUUUUAAAUGGCAACAUGCCUGUUCUCUGAGUUGAUGGAGAAUGGUGUCUCAAAACUUUUAUUAAUAUUUUAUUUAAUUAUGAGACCGCAGCACAUAAAAAGAAAUGCACUUGUUAUUUCAAGCACCCCACAUUAACUUUUUUACUAUUAUUAUUUGUUUUCUUAGUUGCAUGUAUUUAAUAAUUUUUUCUUCAAUUCUUUUUGUUUUUUAUUUGUAUUUUUUUCUACCUGUCGUAGAACAUUUUCUUUCCUCUUUCUAUAUCUUGUUUAUGUAUCUUUCUUUUUCUAUUUCAUUUUUUUUCUUAGUCAUAUAUGUAUAUAUAUGAUAUAUAUAAUGUGACUAAAAAACAUUACAUCAUUAUUCUAGGUUGGUAACACAUCAAUGAGCUUUUGGAACCUCCGCUAGGGUUGUGCAACCAUCUUUGUCUUUGUCCGGAGCUGCCAUCAUCCCAACUUUGGUCCACCCUCCUUUGUAUUCCACUUACCUCAAGCAUUUACUUCACUUUAUUACCUGACCACUCUUUAAUUCUUUUCUUUUCUCUUCACUUCCUCAUAAAUAUAUACUUUUCUCUCUUUACCUUCUCUCUACCUUUCUCCUCCCUCCAUCUGUUUUCCUCCAGAGCACCGCCGUUUCUUCCCCUUGAUGGAUUUCCCCACGAUAAAACCUAGCAUUAGGACUUUAGUAUAUGGAUUUGCUAUUAAGUUGCAAUCAUUCCAAUGUCCAUUUUUUGAUGCCGAAGUCAGCAAGGCUUAAGUUGAUAAUAUGAUUCCAAGACAGACAAAUUUGAGAGCUGAGACUAUUGGUAUACGAGUUCGGGAAACUUCUCAUUUGAAGGUAAAGGCAAGGGUAAGCUUGAUCAGCCCUGAAUGGGAGAGCUCUAGAGGCAAUAUGUACAUAGUCAGCUGCUCGGCCGCCACAGUUGAGGGAUGGACAGGAACAAGAGAACCUUAAAUGUCUGUUUUGCCCUUAGAGUGGUCAGUAGUCGUAUAUACCCUGAAAUUUUGUAAACUGUCCUUUAAACUCUAUUUCUUUUGGGAUCCCAUGUACGAAAUGUUUAUUUUAAUGAAAUGUAUCUUUUAUGUCCAAAAUAUUUUAACCCUAGUUUAGUUAUAGUUUCAGUAACAUGUUCUAACUAAAUGACUUGAUUAGCGAGUCUUGCACCUUUAUAAACACACAGUGUAAUAGUUCUGGCUACCCAGUGCGUUACAGCUUGGUAUCAGAGCGGUCUAGGUUUAAGGGUUCAUGAACACCGGCUGGACAUGUACAUUCGCCGCUAAAGACAAGCUCGACUCAGGGUUUAGUAAAUGUGUAUACAUGUUUAUGUGCUUUAAGUGAUUAGAAGUAACUAAGAUUGUUGUUAUCUGUUUGAUUAAUAGGAAGCAUGAGAUACUGAUAUGGCCUAGCCCUUGACUGCUGUGUGACAAUAUUAAGGCAUGCUUAUUAGCAUUGCUAUGCAUGUAAAUGAAUAUGUGAAAUAAUUAUUUGUAUAUUGCUUAUGUAUGGAUGAACAUAUGAAUAAAUGUUUAUAUUUUGAUUGUUGUAUGAUGAUAUUGAGGCAUGCUUAUUAGCAUCGUUGGUACAUGUGAAUGAAUAUUUGAAUGAAUUGUUAUAUCUUGAUUGCUUGUGUUUGGUGGUUUCCCAAUGGUGGAUUAUGGAAAGCCUAUUAUCCUGUCAUUAUAGUCUGAUCGCCGAGUCGUUGAUUGCAGAUUAACUUGGAUAGCUAUGCGUCCAAGGAGAUCUAUGCGACUAGUCGGCACCAGGUCUGAGACUAGCGAUGAUGACUAGGGCCAGAACCCUCCACCAGUCCCUGAGAACUGGUAGCAGAUUAUGGCAGAUAUGCAAGCCCAGUUUCAGAGCCAAGAUGAGCAGAUCCAUCUUCUGAGGCAGCAGGCUCCGUCGGGGAGUGCUGCAUCCAUUGUGCCACCUGCAGAGGCACCAGUUGAAGUUGGGAAUAGGUGGGAACCGUUGUAUGAGCGGUUCAGGAGACAGAAUCCUCCAACCUUUGAGGGAGGACCUGAUCCACUGAAGGCCGAACAGUGGAUGAGUAUGACUACUACUAUCUUGUAUUUUAUGAGAGUAGAAGGUCAUGAUAGGGUGGCCUGUGCCACUUAUAUGCUGAGAGAGGAUGCCCCAUCUGGUGGGAAGUGGCAUCAUAGACCAGGGAUGUUGCUACCUUGAGUUGGGAUGAUUCAAGGACUUAUUUAGUCAGAAGUAUUACAAUGUUGCCAUUAGGGCAGCGAAGGUGAAUGCAUUUUUGGGUUAGUACACGGCAACAUGAUAGUUACUGAGUAUGCCCUGAAGUUCGACAAACUUGCGAAGUUUGCACCAGAUCUCGUGCCUACAGAUGCAGCUUGGCAGGACAGGUUUAUCAGAGGGCUUAACGCUAUGAUAGCCCGAGAUGUGAGAAUUACAACAGUACCUAGGGGGACGACCUAUGCCCAGGCUAUUGAAAAUGCUCUUGCCGCUGAGGAAGCGGAGAACAAGAUUUGGAGGGAGAGUGCUGCAAGGCGAGAGAGUCGUAGAGCGGUGCCUCCAUAUUCAGGGUUCGGUAGGGGCAGAGGCCCCAGUGAUCUGAAGAGGAAGUCCCUUGACACUUCGACUGCUACUGGUCCUGAUAGGAGGAGUCAGAGUGUUCAGGGUGGCCGUCAGGGAGGCAGUGACGCAUGGAGAAGUUACCCAGAGUGCAUGAGGUGCAGAAGACGCCAUCAGGGUAAGUGUCGGGCCAAGGCUUGUUUUGUGUGUGGAGCAAUGGGACACCUCAAGAAGGAUUGCCCAACUGCAAAGAAAGGGGAAGCAAGGAAGGUGGACAGCUUGACUCCAGCUCGAGUGUUCACCUUGACACAAGCAGAGGUUGAGGCUAGUCCCUCGGUGGUGACAGGUCAGCUUUCUAGCGCUGGCUCUCCUUUUACUGUAUUGAUUGACUCUGGUGCUACACAUUCGUUUAUUUCUAGUAAGGUGAUUGAUAGACUGUGUAGACCUAGUGAGUAUUGUACUUCAGGGUAUGGGACUAUUUUGCCUACAGGGGAACUGGUAGUAUCUAGGAGGUGGAUUAGAGCACUGCCAGUGAUAGUUGAUGGUAGAGAGUUGUCAGUAGAUUUGAUAGAUUUGAGUAUGGAGGACUUUGAUAUGAUUUUAGGUAUGGAUUGGCUGGUUAGAUAUGGAGCUACUAUUGACUGUAGGAAGAAGAUGGUGACUUUUGAACCUGAGGGAGAGGAUCCCUUUGUGUGCAUGGGUAUGGUAUGUGGACCCUGCAUACCCAUGAUAUCAGUGUUGAGAGCCAGAUUCUUAUUACAAGGAUGAUGUACAGGUUUCCUGGCUAGUGUUGUGGAUACCACUAGAGUUUUGCCAGCAUGGUCGGGAGAGACUAGAUUGGUUUGUCAGUUCUUGGAUGUAUUUCCUGAGGAUCUACCAGGGCUGCCGCCGCACAGGGAGAUUUAGUUUGUCAUUGAGUUAGCGUCGGGGACAGAACUAGUGUCAAGAGCACCAUAUAGGAUGGCACCAGCAUAAUUGAAGGAAUUGAAGAUACAGUUACAAGAGUUUCUGGAUUUGGGGUUCAUGAGGCCUAGCUAUUCGCCAUGGGGUGCUCCGAUUUUGUUUGAGAAGAAGAAGGACGGGACUCUGAGGAUGUGUGUAGACUACAGGGAGUUGAACAAGUUGACUAUCAAGAAUAUGUACCCUCUACCAAAGAUCGAUGACUUGUUUGAUCAGCUGCAGGGAAAGCUGGUAUUCUCGAAGAUUGAUCUUCGAUCUGGUUAUCACCUACUGAGGAUCAAGGACGAGGAUAUACCGAAGACGCCCUUCCAAACGAGGUAUGGGCACUAUGAGUUUCUGGUCAUGUCAUUUGGUUUGACCAAUGCCCGGCAACCUUUAUGGAUUUAAUGAAUAGGGUGUUCAAGGACUUCUUAGAUCAAUUCAUCAUUGUCUUCAUCGAUGAUAUUUUAGUGUACUCUAGUUUAGAGGCAGAGCAUAAGCAGCAUCUUCGACAGGUCUUGCAGAGGUUAAGGGAACAUCUGUUAUAUGCCAAGUUUAAGAAGUGUGAGUUUUGGCUACCAGAAGUGGCAUUUCUUGGACACAUAGUUGGCGCAGAUGAGAUUAAGGUGGAGGCAGUGAAAGAUUGGCCGAGGCCAAGAAACGCCUCAGAAGUUCGAAGUUUCCUCUGGUUAGCGGGUUACUAUUGACGAUUUGUAGAAGGGUUUUCGAAGAUUGCUGCACCGAUGAAAGAAUUGAAACGAAAGAAUCAGAAGUUCAUCUGGUCAGAGAAGUGUGAGAACAGUUUCCAAGAAUUGAUGCGACGACUUAUUACUGCACCUGUGCUGAGUCUUCCUUCGGAGAAAGGAAAGUUUGUCGUAUAUUGUGAUGCAUCAAGGUUAGGCUUGGGCUGUGUGUUGAUGCAUAAUGAGAAAGUUAUAGCUUAUGCAUCACGAUAGUUGAAGGAGUAUGAGCAGCGGUAUCCUACCCAUGAUCUGGAAUUGGCAGCAGUUGUAUUCGCAUUGAAGGUGUGGUGACAUUACCUGUAUGGGGAGAAGUGCGAGAUAUACACCGAUCACAAGAGUUUGAAGUAUUUCUUCACCCAGAAGGAACUAAACAUGAGGCAAAGGCGUUGGUUUGAGUUGGUAAAGUACUAUGACUGUGUCAUUCUUUACUACCCAGGGAAAGCCAAUGUAGUGGUAGAUGCAUUGAGCUGGAAAGGCUCGGGGCAGUUAUUUAGUUCUACUCAGAUUUCCAGAGAGUUGGCUGAUGAGAUGACCAGAGCAAGGAUAGAACUGGUGGUGGGUCGAUUGACCAACGUUACUUUGUAGUCGACCCUAUUAGAACGGAUCAAGGAGGGUCAAUUGCUGGAUGCGCAAUUACAGGAGAUUAGAGAGAAUGUCUUACAGGGGUAGCUAAGGACUAUUCUAUUUCUAAUGGUGGUAUGCUACGGUAUCAGGGGCAGAUUUGUGUUCCAGCUGAUGUUGGGAUGAGAUGAGAGAUAUUAGAUGAGUCCCAUACUACGCCGUACUCACUUCAUCUGGGUACCACAAAGAUGUAUCAGGAUCUACAAACAUUGUAUUGGUGGCCUAGGAUGAAGAAGGAUGUAGUGAAGAACAUGGCCAGGUGUUUGACCUAUCAACAGGUGAAAGCUGAGCAUCAAUGGCUAGUGGGGUUGCUUCAGCCUUUGGGUGUUCCUGAGUGGAAAUGGGAGGAUGUUACAAUGGACUUUGUGGGAGGUUUACCCAGGACAGUGGGGCUUCAUGACUCGGUGUGGGUGAUAGUGGACAGAUACACCAAGUCAGCUCAUUUUCUUCCAGUGAAGUCGAAUUAUACAGUGGAUCAAUAUGCAUAGUUGUAUGUGAGGGAGAUUGUGCGUCUCCAUGGGGUUCAUAAGUCUAUUGUGUCAGACCAGGAUACUGUCUUUACCUCCAAGUUUUGGGGUAGUUUGCAGAAAGCUAUGGGAACACAGUUGAAGUUCAGCACAACCUUUCAUCCUCAGACUGAUGGACAGUCUGAGAGGAUGAUUUAGGUGUUGGAGGAUAUGCUCAGGGCAUGUGUAAUCGACUUUGAGGGAUCUUGGAGUAAGUAUCUCUCAUUGAUUGAAUUCUCAUACAACAACAGUUAUUAGUCGACGAUUGGAGUGGCUCCGUAUGAGAUGUUAUAUGGAAGAAGAUGUAGAUCGUCCAUUCAUUGGGAUGAGAUGGGCGAGAGGAAGUAUUUGGGGCCGGAUAUGGUUCAGAAGACCAAUGUAGCUAUUGAGAAGAUUCGAGCUAGGAUGCUUGCUUCACAAAGCAGACAGAAAAGCUACGCUGAUCCUAAGCGUAGGGACAUGGAGUCCCAGGUUGGGGACCAUGUGUUUCUGUGGGUUUCACCACUGCGAGGGGUGAGGAGAUUUGGAAAAAAGGGCAAGCUGAGCCCUCGAUUUAUUGGACCUUUUGAGAUCUUAGAGAGGAUCGAACAGGUGGCUUACAUGUUGGUUUUUCCACCAUCGAUGUCGGGAGUUCAUGACGUAUUCCAUGUUUCUAUGCUUCAGAAGUACGUCUCGGAUACGACACACGUGUUGAAGUAUGAAGACUUGGAAUUGCAGAUAGAUUUGUUGUAUGAGGAACAACCGGUUCAGAUUUUAGACCGGAAAAACAUGGUUCUAUGGAACAAGAUGAUUCCUCUAGUCAAAAUAUUAUGAAGAAAUAGCAGGGUUGAGGAGCCGACCUGGGAGCUUGAGUCAGCAAUGCGGAUUAGUAUCCCGCGUUGUUUAAGUAAAUUUCGAGGAUGAAAUUCUCUGUAGGAGGGGAUAGUUGUAACGACCCAACAAAAAAUCACUAAUAAGGCUUAAGGGCCUUGAUUAGUGUGCCGGGAGGGCAUAAUUGGUUUAUAUGUGAUUUAAAUGAUUUAAUGCAUGAUUCUGUGAUAAGCUUGCUUAUAUGGUUUUAUGGAUAAAUGAAAUGCAUAUUUAUGGGUAUUAAUAUGCAUGUAGGCCCUGUUUAGCAUAAAUGGGCAUAUUUGUAAUUUUGGCCCGUUGAGGGCAUAAAUGUGAUUAUGUGUUAUAAUUGUGGAGACCACAUUAUUAUGUGGAUAUAUUUGCAGCAUGCGACUUGAGGCGAUCCUAGGGAGCCAGUUAGCGGGAAAGUCACAACGGGACCCGAUACCCAACUCGGGGCGAGUCAAGGGGUAUUUUGGGCAUUAGAUAUUUAUUUGGGUUAUCGGGUUAUGAAAAUAAAUAAUUGGAGAUAUAUUUGAAGUUAGAGUGUUUAGGAGGGAAUAUUGGGGAAAUUUACCAUUUUUCCCUCGGGGACGUUUUUAAGUAAGAUAAAACAAAACAUAGGAAAUAGCUAGAACUCUGCCAAACCGACCCACCUCUUCCUCUCAGCUCACUCAUCUUUUCCUCAAAAUCUCUCUCAAGAAAACCAUUGAAACCAAAGGACGAUUUGGCUAGAAACUCAAGGAUUUGAGCUGGAAUCUUGGGGAAUAUCUCAUUAGAAAUUUGGAGGUUCAGACAGGAAUUUAGGUAAGCAUUGAAUUAUGGUUUUAGCUGUCUAAAUUCUAUAGUUUUGGUUGGGUUCUAAGUGUUCUUGGGUUCUUGGUAUUGAAGAUUGAGUUGAGGCUAAGGACUUGGGGAUUAGCUCAGCAACUACUUAGUGGAUUUGUUCUUCAAUAAAGGUAAGUUUCUAAUUGUGGUUUAGCACUUGAAUUCUAUGAAUUGUUGGCUGUUCUAGGAGGUUUAUGAGCUUUUGGGUUUCAAGGGUUGAAGUGUGAUUUUAAUGAGUGUUUAAGCUAGGUUCUUGUUGGGUUAUACUGCUGAGUGCAUGCUAGGAUGUUUGUGAUAGUUAAAUUGUAUUAUUAGGAUGGUUUUGGGCUGAAUUGAGUGAGGUUUGGCUGCUGGAAAUGAUGAAUUUUUUGGGUGCGAAGGGGCCAGACUGCGGCCCUGUUCUUGGUGUGCCGCGUCCCUCUAGAACAGGUGGGAGCUGAAGAGAAGGGCCGGCCGCGACAUGGGGAGUGCUGGGCCACAGUCCGUGUCUGCUGUUUGGGGAGGCUGGGCCACUGGAAGGAGGCGGGCUGCGGCAUAGGGGGCUUAGGGCCGCGGCUCUUAAGGGCAUUUUUGACUUUAGGAGGUUUUAGGUGUGGGAACCUAACCUAGGGUGCUCGGGAUAGAUUCCACUACCGUUUUGGUGGAAUUAGAUCUUCCAAAGGCUAGAACUUGGACCGAAAACCUUUAUUCAUUUAUUAUUGAUGGAAUCCCUUAUCUUGGUUGUGACUAGGUGUACGUUAGGGCUCGGAAAAGGGAUUGUGCUCAAGGGUUAUUUCUUGUAAUCAGAACGCUUGGAAUUAAAGGUAAGAAAACUGCACCCGGUUUUGUGACUAUGAUGGGACUAAGGGUUCCCUAUACUUGUAUGCUUUAUUGUACGGUGGUAUUAUGCCAUGUGAAUAUGAAAUAAACGGCCUCAGAGUGCCGGAAUUAAUAUUGGCGCACAGGAUGCGGCUCAGCCACGGGUAGCUGAGGACAGCUUAAUAUUCACUGAGCUCGGUUUAAGCGGACCAGAGUCAGUGGGGUAAACAGAUGGUGCGACCUAAGGGCGUCGACCUUGGCUAUUGUAUGACUUGGUUAUUAAUAUUGAUUUGAUGAAUUUGGUAUGCUGAAUGUCUGAUUAUGUGGAUGCUGUGGAUUAUUGAGUAUAUGGUUAUGCUUUAUGAGUUAUUUGAUUAUUGUCAUUGAUCAUACUGUGAUAUUAUGGUUAUCUUGCUGGGCCUUGGCUCACGGGUGCUACAU
This is a messenger RNA of Humulus lupulus (European hop), 8561 nucleotides long. RefSeq lists its product as uncharacterized. The coding region runs from base 2600 to 3625 and encodes 341 amino acids. Gene Ontology annotation, molecular function: nucleic acid binding; aspartic-type endopeptidase activity; zinc ion binding. Lineage: Eukaryota; Viridiplantae; Streptophyta; Magnoliopsida; Rosales; Cannabaceae. The record is from RefSeq and is a predicted model, not a curated record. The transcript is spliced from 3 exons. Gene Ontology annotation, biological process: proteolysis.